Molecule: messenger RNA, 2341 nt
Organism: Onthophagus taurus
Lineage: Eukaryota; Metazoa; Arthropoda; Insecta; Coleoptera; Scarabaeidae
Product: Heat shock protein 60A
Biological process (GO): protein refolding
Molecular function (GO): ATP-dependent protein folding chaperone; ATP binding
Source: RefSeq, a predicted model, not a curated record
GGUGUCUUUCUCAGAUAGGUUCUGAAAGGCGUGUUGGUUCGUUCUUCUUUCAAGUACCGACCUAUUUUCACCACAUUUCCUUAUUUUGUACAAAAAUUAACCAUAAAAGAUGUAUCGCUUACCGUCGAGCCUUCGUAGCGUGGCCCUUCGCCAAGCGAACCAAAUAGCCCAAGUCCAAAGAUGUUUUUACGCGAAGGACGUUCGUUUUGGUUCGGAGGUUAGGGCCCUUAUGCUUCAAGGUGUCCACAUUUUAGCUGAUGCUGUCGCUGUUACAAUGGGUCCAAAGGGUCGUAACGUUAUUAUUGAACAAUCUUGGGGUUCACCAAAAAUUACUAAAGAUGGGGUUACAGUAGCUAAAGGGGUUGAAUUAAAAGAUAAAUUUCAAAACAUUGGGGCGCGUUUAGUGCAGGACGUCGCUAAUAACACCAAUGAGGAAGCUGGUGAUGGAACCACCACUGCUACAGUUUUAGCUAGAUCUAUUGCCAAAGAAGGUUUUGAUAACUUAGGAAAAGGGGCCAAUCCUGUUGAAAUCAGAAAAGGAAUUAUGUUAGCUGUUGAAAAGAUCACAGCUACAUUAAAGUCCUUAUCUAAACCGGUCACAACACCAGAAGAAGUAGCACAAGUUGCCACAAUUUCCGCCAACGGCGAUGUAAACAUUGGAAAUUUAAUUUCUGAUGCUAUGAAGAAAGUUGGAAAAGAUGGAGUAAUUACUGUUAAGGAUGGAAAAACUUUAAACGACGAAUUGGAUGUUAUUGAAGGAAUGAAAUUCGACCGUGGAUUCAUUUCGCCUUAUUUCGUUAACACAACCAAAGGAGCCAAAGUUGAAUAUCAAGACGCCUUACUUUUAUUAUCAGAAAAGAAAAUCUCCUCAGUACAAAGUAUAGUCCCAGCUUUAGAAUUAGCAAACACGCAACGCAAACCGCUCAUCAUCAUCGCUGAAGACGUCGAUGGCGAAGCUUUAACCACAUUAGUAGUUAACCGACUUCGUAUUGGGCUCCAAAUCGCUGCCGUAAAAGCACCAGGUUUUGGUGACAACCGCAAAGCGACACUCCAAGAUAUCGCCAUCGCAACCGGAGGAAUGGUAAUUGGUGAUGAAUCUGGAAUCACAAAAUUAGAAGAUGUCCAAUUAACAGACUUGGGACAAGUUGGUGAAGUUGUCAUCACCAAAGACGACACGUUACUUUUGAAGGGAAAAGGCAAAAAGGACGAUAUUGAAAGACGUGCGGAACAAAUAAGAGAAUUGAUUAGCACAACGUCAUCUGAGUAUGAAAAGGAGAAAUACCAAGAAAGAUUAGCCCGCUUAGCUUCGGGAGUUGCCGUUUUAAAAGUUGGAGGAAGCAGUGAAGUUGAAGUUAAUGAGAAGAAGGAUCGAGUUAAUGACGCGUUGAAUGCUACGCGGGCUGCGGUUGAAGAAGGAAUCGUUCCUGGUGGUGGUACUGCUUUAUUGAGGUGUAUUGGAAGCUUGGAAGCUAUUAAGGCUAUUAAUAGUGAUCAAGCAACAGGUAUUGAAAUUGUAAGAAAAGCACUUCGAGUACCAUGUAUGACAAUUGCAAAUAAUGCUGGUGUUGAUGGAAAUCAAGUUGUAGCAAAAGUAGAAGCAGGAACUGGUGAUUAUGGUUAUGAUGCCUUGAAAAACGAAUAUGGAAAUUUAGUAGAAAAAGGAAUUAUCGAUCCAACGAAAGUUGUUCGUACGGCGAUUAAGGAUGCUUCUGGAGUGGCGUCUUUACUAACAACAGCUGAAGCAGUGAUCACAGAAAUACCUAAAGAAGAAGCCCCAAUGCCACGAGGCGGUAUGGGAGGAAUGGGUGGAAUGGGAGGUGGAAUGGAUAUGAUGUAAAACUUUCGAAAGUAGAAUGAUUUAUAUUAAAAAAAAUAAACUGUGAAAUGCCUGUUGUUUUUAAUCUGGCAUUGUUAUAAAAAAAAAACACUUCGGUGCCUAAUCUCUAUUAUGUUUGAGCCCCGAGUGUUCUUUCGAUUAAAAAAAAGUGGAGAAAUUUUAAAUAGGACGGAUAAACAUCGGUCGGUGGUAAUAUAAAUGUGUGUUUAUUAUUUUUUUUUGUGCGGUUUGUGCGCGAUUGAGUGAUGUAAAAACUAUUCCACCACCCCCCCAUUCCGAUUGAAAUGAAGAGGAAUUUAUAAAAACGCCCGAUCUGAUUCUUAAUCUAGCAUUUUUUUUGUACUCUGGAACAUUUCGAAAAGUUGUAUAACUUUAAACUGUUAAUUUUUAAUUAUAUUUGUUACUGAAAACAUUUCGUGGUUUCAUUUUGAUUUGUAGUUAUUUUUGUCGUAUUUUUUUUUGUUAGUUACGUUUUGUAUUUUAAUAAAACGUUUAUAAUUAUUA